This is a messenger RNA of Micropterus salmoides (largemouth bass), 5093 nucleotides long. RefSeq names its product ring finger protein 144aa (gene rnf144aa). Bases 392 to 1279 code for a protein of 295 amino acids. The record is from RefSeq and is a predicted model, not a curated record. Gene Ontology annotation, molecular function: zinc ion binding; ubiquitin conjugating enzyme binding; ubiquitin protein ligase activity. Lineage: Eukaryota; Metazoa; Chordata; Actinopteri; Centrarchiformes; Centrarchidae. Gene Ontology annotation, biological process: ubiquitin-dependent protein catabolic process; positive regulation of proteasomal ubiquitin-dependent protein catabolic process; protein polyubiquitination. Gene Ontology annotation, cellular component: cytoplasm; ubiquitin ligase complex; Golgi apparatus. The transcript has 9 exons.
GGGGCGCUGUCGUUUGUCAAAAAGUGGGGAGUGCUGAGCUCUCCUUAAAGCGGCAGACGGGAAGCCUCUCACACACAAAUGGCGUCUCUCCUGUGCGAAGCAGCUGAUUUCCCACCAAGCACGACAGCAGGGACGGCGGAGAGGGCCUGAUCUCGGGCGCAGUAGCGGGUCAAAUGUUUCCACCCCGACGUUGGAGGGACUCGUAAUAAUGAACACGGGCAUCAUCCCUUCAGAUAUAUUCUCCUCUUCCUCCUCCUUCUGCUUCUCCUCCGCCUGACUGGUUGGCCGCCACUUCGUUAAUCCAAUUCAGGAGAUCAUCUUCUCAACCUUUUCCUGAGGUUACACCAUCAAGACGGCGUUAUCCCAGAAAGCCAGCUCGGUGGCGGUGAAGAUGACCACGGCACGGUACCGUCCCACCUGGGAGCUGGCCGUGGACCCGCUGGUCUCAUGUAAGCUGUGCCUUGGAGAGUUCCCUCUGGAGCAGAUGACCACCAUCACACAGUGCCAAUGCGUCUUCUGUACACUGUGCCUGAAGCAGUAUGUGGAACUCCUGAUUAAAGAAGGCCUUGAAACUGCAAUUAGCUGUCCAGACUCUGCCUGUCCCAAAAGAGGACACUUGCAGGAAAAUGAGAUUGAGUGCAUGGUGGCCACGGAGAUGAUGCAGAGAUACAAGACGCUUCAGUUUGAAAGGGAGGUGCUGCUGGAUCCCUGCCGGACUUGGUGCCCUUCCUCGACCUGCCAGGCCGUGUGCCAGCUAAAGGAAGCAGAUUCUCCAACACUGCCCCAGCUGGUCCAGUGUGCCGUCUGUGCCCUCGAGUUCUGCUCAGCCUGCAAGGCCAACUGGCACCCCGGGCAGGCCUGCCAGGAGAACAACUUGCCCAUUACCUCCUUCCUACCAGGAGAAAACAGCUCUUUCUACAAGAACGAAGAGGAUGAUGCACCAAUCAAGCGCUGUCCUAAAUGUAAAGUUUACAUCGAAAGGGACGAGGGCUGUGCUCAGAUGAUGUGCAAGAACUGCAAACAUGCCUUCUGCUGGUACUGUCUGGAGUCUCUGGAUGAUGACUUUCUCCUGAUCCACUAUGACAAAGGGCCUUGUCGAAACAAACUGGGCCACUCCAGGGCGUCUGUUAUCUGGCACAGAACACAGGUUGUGGGGAUCUUUGCUGGCUUUGGUCUGCUCCUGCUGGUUGCUUCCCCGUUCCUCCUUCUGGCCACUCCCAUCGUCCUCUGCUGCAAGUGCAAGUGCAGCAAAGGCGAUGACGACCCAUUGCCAACCUAAACACACCAUCAGGGCUGGAGCUGAGAGCAGCUCCAAGGAUGGGCCACAUUUUUAUGUUUUCUUUUCACCCCUUUACGUUCUUUUCUUCCCACCAGCUUUGAGCGCUUCAUUUUUUUUAGGGGGGUGGGGGCUGAGCCUGCACCAGCCCCUGCCACUUUGGGGUCCAUUGCCCUGCAUGAGAGAGGCAUAGUAGACCCUACACCUGGGCUUGAAGAGUUGCAGGGUCAGAGGAGGUCAGACUUGACUAAGGACCACUGCGUCUGUGAGACAUUGGUGGUAUGGGGACGUGGGGGAAGUCUGGACCAUUUCAAGUGGUCUUCAGUCGUGGGUUACUGUGGUGUGGUAUUUUGGUGGGUCAUUACAAGCAAAGGAAAAAAUCAGUUAAGAAAUGCUUUUCUCUUGACAAUAUCAUGCAGGAGCCACCUUGUUUCGUCGGUUUGUCUUACACAGUAAAAGCUUUUUCCCCCGCCACCACUAUCAAUGUAGCUCUGCAUAAUCAGUCAGUAGCAUUAGAGUUGCGCCACGCAUGUUUGGUGUUCACUCUAUUUGCACACAGAACGUGAUAAUCUCAUGUCAUGUUCACGACUGAGGUAGAGAAGGGAGGCUGUUGUCACUCAAUGUACAGCACGUCCUUUUGAUGAUCUUGAUGUCAACGUUUUAUAACCUGUUGCUUUUAAUAGAACUGUGCUCAGAAAUGUGUCUCUGUCUGUUGUACUGUACUGUUUUCCAACCUGUUAGGUACACUUAUUAAGGGGGAUUGCCACUCACAUCUAAAAAUACACUUAAUUUCUGUUGUCACCUGACAAGGAAAACUAGUUUUAUUCAACUUUCAGCUUAUGUUUUAUACCUGAAUGUCUUUUUUUUAUUUUUUAUUUGCAUUAUUGUUAUCAGCUUUCUAAUUCAUUGUCUUUGACACACCGCCAGACAUUAUGGGUCAUCUCUGUGCAAGAGAGAGACAGAGAGAGAGUGUGUUUCUGGAAGAUGCUGCCGGUUUUUAUGACCCUAGAUCGAGAAAUCUCCCAAACUGAGUGGUGUUCCCCUUUAAGUUCAAUAUUACCGUGAAGAGAUGUCACUCCUAUAACUCUCAGUCCCCCAGGUGGCGGUUUAGCCAAAUAGAAAUGAAUAGCCUUAAAUUAAGAAAAGCCAAAAUCAGGCAUUUCCCCCUGUGCAUUAAAGAUCCAAAUCAAAUCCAAAUAAUCCCAGGGAAAGCAUGUUGAACAGCAUUUUAAAGCAUUACAGACAGUCAGAGAAGCCCUUUAUAUUCAAAUGAUUCUAUGAUGUCAUCCAUAUGCUACACUGUUAAUAACCAUACUGUUUAAAAAAAAAAAAUUAAAAAAAGAAUUACUGUCCUAAACUGAUGUUUUGUGUGACCUGGGGCCUGUAUUUCCUAAGCCUUUUUGAGCAGGAGAGUUAAUCAAUAUCCACUCAACCAUCAUCACAAAUAAUCUGAAGCUCUACUCAGAACACAUCUCCUACUCUUUGAGACUUCUCAAAUACCCGCCGGUCCGAAUUGCAAACUUGCAUAUGUUGGUGGUCAGAGUGUCAGUGUUUUGUUGUGUUGGUAGUUAGACCUCCAACAACAAGCAGCUAUUCCUCACAGGGAUGUCGGAAGAGCCUUUAGAGUAAAUAUAAAAAGAAUGUUCCACUUUUGGGCACAUAAUUAUGAAGCUGCUCUAUACUAUAUCACUUUAUCUAUGCAAGUUUGUACAUUACCAUUCUUAAAAGGCUAUGGAUUGAUCAUAAUCAAGUGUAUGUCAUGAGUAGGUCCAUAUAGUGAAAGCAGCAGAAUGUCACCAUACAUGUGCAUAUCAUGGCUUUUGUUUAAUCAGGGAAUUAUUCAGAAGUGAUCCAUUUUAUUUUCAUCAUAUAUGUUUCUGUUAUCUGUCUUUGAGCUAUAUUUAAAGUUUAAAGCACAUUUAAAGCUUCACAAAAAACAGCUAGACGAUAUUAAGUUAUUAAAUGGAAAAAAUGUAAACCAUUUAGUUAUUAAGUAAUUAUUUCAAGGUGCACAUGUGUUAGGUCAAAUCGUUUUUUUUUGUUACCAUACUUCGCCAUUCUAAUGUUCUGAGAAAGCCAUUUACUACUGCUCACAUUCCCCUCCCUUCUGGUGUAAAUUGCCAGUGUCCAUGUAGCAUUUAAUGAGAGGUGUGGCUACAUUUACCAAAACAGUAGCUAAUCUGCAACUCACUCCUGUCCUCAUAAAUUUAGCUCCCAAUAUUCAGUAUGAUAAACCUUAUUAUUAGAAGCCUUAAAUUUAGAGUACCUUACAUGUAGCCUGUGUUGCUUUCACACUGACCUCAUGUGUUGUAUGAGCACGAUUAUUUGAUAUAAACGCCAGUCCAAUUUCUACCUUUUGAAGUUUGGUGCUUUCCCCAAAAACAGUUUGAUUCCACAAACUUAUGUUGUUUUAAUGACAAUCGUGCCAAGCAGAUUUCCUGGAAGGGAUAGGGAAACGGAGCCGUCUACUAUAUGUGCAUUUUAACCAUGUAUUUGUAGUGUAUUAACAGUUUUUACAGGGUGGAAAAAUAUUUUAACGCUUCUUUAUGUAUGUAAAUGCUGCACUGUAUAUGGGUUUCAUUGUUUUACUUCUUGAUUGUGUGUGUGUGUGUGUGUGUGUGUGUGUGUGUGUGUGAGAGAGAUGGUGCCUGCUGAGGAGUGUAGCAGCUGAAAAUCAAUGUCAACUCAAUAGAAAAAGUCUGAUUGCAUCUGUACUUUUUAAGGGGUUUCACAGUGUAAUGUAUCUGGGCUCUGAUAUCACCAGGGUAAAGAUUAAUUUCAAAUAGUGCAAAAUGUUAAUUUAAACAAAAAAAUAUCCCAAUCAUCAAAGCCUUGAGUUGGCGCAAACAAAAGUCAACAAAAUCGUGGCCACUUCCAUUUUUAACUCAGCUUUUUUUUCCCAUCUAUAUUUGCUGGCACCACAGAACAGGUAGAUACUGUAUUAUGCAACAAACAUAAAAGGGCCAAACAGCAAUUAUUACAAUCACUGCAGUUUGACAUUGCAAAAUUGUUUUCUACACUGGGGCCAGAAGAGGCUUGUCAGGGCUCAAUAUAAAGGCCCAUAUAACCACUUAAGGGGAUGAAACAUCAGCACAAGUGUCUGAAUGGGAGAGUUUGGCGGCGUUAAGGGCUUGCCUCUAAGAUUUGGGAAGCAAGGUGAAGAUUAUUUUAAACUAGUUUAGAACUACUUUUCACCUAUCCUAAGAUAAAGUUUGGUUACAAGCAGCCAUUUAUAUUUUAUAAUCUGUCAGGUCAAGAAAUGAAGCUGCAUGAUUUUUCUCUGACGUCUACAUGUUAAUUAUUACAAUAUUGUAGCCUCUAAAGAUCUUUGGAAUGGUAGCAUUGUCACCUAGCUGUCUGUUUUUUAGUUGUUUUUUGAUUUUGUUAUAUCUUCCGUCUCCUUUUGUUUUUUUUAAGAGAGUAUGUUAUAUGUUCAGCCAUAUCAUCUACAACGUUGCAGGCUGGCUUCAUGUGUCAGUUACGUUAAAUUUUUUAUACGCCUGUGUUGCAUCAUAGUUUGUGGUAUUUGCAUUAUCAGUUCUAAGAGUGGACUUCUUCAGGCCUGAUUGGUCACCUCAGUGGAUUGUUUUCAGAGGAAAUGCUGUCCGUACGCAAGACUUCUGUAUAUCAAAAUGGUAAACAAUGUCUCUAGAUUUGUCAGUAAUUGGAAGUUCAUCGACCCGGGUGACACAGAGAUGUAUCAACAUUGUAAAAUGGCAUAUUUGGAUCAGUUCUGUACAACAUAGACUCAUCUCAGUAUAUCUACAGUCCCACUAACACUGUGACACCAGGUAUUAAAGGUUGUUGUUUUUUGUGA